GUCCAGCAGCUGCAGGCUGUGGUUUCAGUGACUUCCUUGUUGUGAGCCCCGGCCCGGCAGUGUCCGGAAUCGUAGCCCCGCGGUGCUUACUCGGACCGCUAGCCAGAGUCUAGGUCGCAGCCGCAACCCCAGCCCGUCGGUUACCCUUGCAGCACAGGUCCUUUCCCCGCACGCCCCGCGCUCCCUAAUAUGCCCAACCCUAGCAGUGCCUCCUCUCCCUAUACCCUCCCUGAGGAAAUUAGGAACCUGUUGGCAGAUGUGGAAACAUUUGUAGCAGACAUACUGAAAGGGGAAAAUUUAUCCAAGAAAGCAAAGGAAAAGAGAGAAUCUCUUAUUAAGAAGAUAAAAGAUGUGAAAUCGAUCUAUCUUCAGGAAUUUCAAGACAAAGGUGAUGCAGAAGAUGGAGACGAAUAUGAUGACCCUUUUGCUGGAUCUGCAGACACUAUUUCAUUAGCUUCAGAAAGAUAUGAUAAAGAUGAUGAAGCCCCCUCUGAUGGAAACCAGUUUCCUCCAAUUGCAGCACAGGACCUGCCUUCCGUUUUAAAGGCUGGCUAUCUUGAAAAACGCAGAAAAGAUCACAGCUUUCUGGGAUUUGAAUGGCAAAAACGAUGGUGUGCUCUCAGUAAAACGGUAUUCUACUACUAUGGAAGUGAUAAAGACAAACAACAGAAAGGUGAAUUUGCAAUCGAUGGCUACAAUGUCAGAAUGAAUCACACUCUCAGGAAGGAUGCGAAGAAGGAUUGCUGUUUUGAAGUCUCUGCUCCUGAUAAACGCGUCUACCAGUUCACAGCAGCUUCUCCCAAAGAUGCCGAGGAAUGGGUACAGCAGCUGAAAUUUGUAUUACAAGAUAUGGGAUCUGAUAUUAUUCCUGAGGAUGAUGAUGAACGAGGAGACUUAUACGAUGAUGUUGAUCACCCCCUACCCAUCAGCAGUGCACCCGCAGGCGGGCAACCCAUCGAUGAUGAAAUUUAUGAAGAACUUCCAGAAGAGGAAGAGGACACGGCCCCUGUCAAAGUGGAGGAACAAAGGAAGAUGAGUCAGGACAUUGCUCAUCACACCACAGGCGAUAAAAGCACUGAUUAUGCUAAUUUUUACCAGGGUUUGUGGGACUGCACAGGUUCUCUUUCUGAUGAGUUGUCAUUUAAACGUGGUGAUGUGAUUUACAUUCUUAGCAAGGAAUACAAUAGAUAUGGCUGGUGGGUAGGAGAAAUGAAGGGAGCCAUUGGCUUGGUGCCGAAAGACUACAUAAUGGAGAUGUAUGAUAUUUGAGAGUCCUGGCAGGACAAAUCAACAUUUUGAUUGAAGAAAAAAAAUUACAAAGCAACUUUCCCUUUCUGCCUUCAGGAAAGGAGGAUUCUCCUACUCUGCCAAUGCUUUGGAUUUAGAAUCAUCGUGAAAGCAUGAGUGACAGCUCAUAACCUUUCUUUGUUGAACGUCAUUCUUCGUGAUUUUAUGCAUUCAUUAUAGUAUUCCUCGGAUGUGAAAUUAAAUGAAGGAUAUGACUGUAAAUUAGAUGCAAGCAGUAAAGUUAUACCUGUUGCUAUUUUGCAAAGACAUAAUUAUAGUUUUUAUUUACUUAUUUGAUUUGUGUGAAGAAUACAGCACUAUUUUGUAUGUACCACGUAGUCACUGCUACUUAUGAGUUGCAAUUUCUCUUGAUAUUGGACAUCAAUUAUUUUUUUAAACUGUAAUACAUAAUUUCAUAGAAAUUCAAACUGAAACCAUGUAAGCUUUUGGUAGAUGCUAUCUAAAGAGUAAGGAUGUGUUAAGACUUUGUAGAUGAUUUUACAUCUAGAGUAUUUAUUUUUCACACAAGAGUAACAUUUUCAUGAAGGAAUUUGUACUGAUUGGCAGAUUUGCUUUAUGUGUAAUAAGCCACAAGAAAGAAAAAAAAGAUAGAAUUGCAAGGGGCAGGGCUGCUGUUACCUUCUGCAACCCAUGUGCAGACCAGAACCAUAGUUUGUGCAAAGCCUUGUAUCAAUAACAAAUAUCCUGGUUAGGUAAUGGGCUUGCCAACAUUUACUGCCAUAGUUUUGUUUAAAUUUAAUAAAA
Rhinolophus ferrumequinum (greater horseshoe bat) is the source of this 2052-nucleotide messenger RNA. It is a transcript of the gene SKAP2, whose product is annotated as src kinase associated phosphoprotein 2. Bases 190 to 1269 code for a protein of 359 amino acids. Lineage: Eukaryota; Metazoa; Chordata; Mammalia; Chiroptera; Rhinolophidae. The record is from RefSeq and is a predicted model, not a curated record. Gene Ontology annotation, molecular function: protein binding. The transcript has 13 exons. Gene Ontology annotation, cellular component: cytoplasm; plasma membrane.